Molecule: messenger RNA, 4423 nt
Organism: Pelmatolapia mariae (spotted tilapia)
Lineage: Eukaryota; Metazoa; Chordata; Actinopteri; Cichliformes; Cichlidae
Gene: grb10b
Product: growth factor receptor-bound protein 10b
Exons: 17
Coding region: 435-2300 (621 amino acids)
Biological process (GO): insulin receptor signaling pathway; negative regulation of insulin receptor signaling pathway; negative regulation of Wnt signaling pathway
Molecular function (GO): insulin receptor binding
Source: RefSeq, a predicted model, not a curated record
AAACACGAGAACCCUCUGAACACGCCCUCCCCCACUUAGACCUGAACGCCGCAUUAAUCAGGUCUCUCGUGUGGGCGUGGUCUAAUAUAAAGGGGAGGCGUCGUUUGCGAGGGUGUGUUUGUAAGCGUGCGCGUGUGUUAGAGAGAGAGAGUCCUCCCCUAGCCGCAUGAGAUGACGAGUGCCCUGCAGUCUUUACAGUCACUGUUUUUGCGUUCUCCUCUCAUCCUCUGUCUGUAGCGGUUCACUCCGGAAUGCUCACCAGCGUGUCCUGAUCCAACGCUGUCGUCAGUCCCUUCAUCUCCAGCCUGCCCCGGCUCUCCGUGUCCGUCCGCGUGUGAGGGUCGCAGCCUGCCCGAGGUGCUUUCGCUGUAAGGUUUCGCUCUGAACACCUAAUAUCAAAACCAAUUGCAAAAAAAAUCUGAGAAACGUAAGCCAUGGCUGUGGCCGGAUGUCCGGAUUAUUUCCUGCAUCAUCCCAAUUAUCAGCAGGAAAAUAUAGACCGGUCUUCCAAUCACAGACAGACUGACCUCAUUGGUCCAAGAUUUCAGCAACCGGCUAAUCAGAGUUCUCCUAACCAUCAAGAGGAUGAUGUCGACUUGGAGGCCCUGGUGAAUGAAAUGGACUCUUCACUGGAGAGCCUGUACUCCUCGUGCAGCGGUCCACAGACAGAAUCGACUCCUCUGCUGCACAACGGACAGACCUCUACGUCACACAGCCACCACCAUCAAGCACAUCAACACAACCAGCCACGGCAGGGACAGCACUCACACGGGAUAAGCCACAUCUCCCCAGAGCCGCCCUCCUCGUCCUCAGACUCGCCUCAAACCGGCCUCCGACGGUCACAGCCAAUGCACAUCAAUGCUGUCAGGAGAUUACAGGAGCAGGAGCAGCAGCUGAGGACGUCAUCUCUCCCGGCCAUCCCCAACCCUUUCCCUGAGCUCUGCAGUCCAGCUAGCUCACCUGUCCUCAGUCCUGGGUCUCUACCACCUGGGGAACCUUCCUCGGGCAAAUAUAUUGUGAAGAUCUUCAGUGAAGACGGCAUGGGUAAAGUCGUGGAGAUCCCAGCCAACAUGACAGCCAGGGACCUGUGCCAGCUCCUGGUUUAUAAAAGCCAUUGUGUGGAUGACAACAGUUGGGCACUUGUUGAACACCACCCACUGCUAGGGCUAGAGCGCUGUCUAGAAGACCAUGAGCUGGUGGUUCAGGUCCAGGCCUCCAUGAACAGCGACGGUAGAUUCCUCUUCAGGAAGAACUAUGCCAAAUAUGAAUUCUUCAGAAACCCCCUGACGUUUUUCCCAGAGCACAUGGUCGCGUGGUGCCAGGAAACUAAUCAUGCAAUUCUACCAUCUCAGCUCCUUCAGAACUUCCUAGCCACCAACAGCUGUCCAGAAAUCCAGGGGCAUCUGUACAUGAAGGAGGUGGGAAGGAAAUCAUGGAAGAAGGUUUACAUGUUUCUGCGGCGCUCAGGGCUCUACUGUUCUACAAAAGGAACCUCAAAGGAGCCCAGACAUCUACAGUUACUAGCAGACCUCGAGGACAGCAACAUCUUCACUGUCAUCACAGGCAAGAAGCAGCACGGCGCACCCACAGACUACGGGUUCUGCAUCAAGCCUAAUAAAAGCAGAGGGGAUAUGAAGGAGCUGAGAAUGCUGUGUGCAGAGGACGAACAGAGCAGAAGCUGUUGGAUGACUGCUUUUCGAAUCUUUAAGUAUGGGAUUGUAUUGUACCAGAAUUACAAGAUUCCUCAACAAAGGAAAACUUUACUUUCACACUUUUCAGCUCCUGUGAGGAGCGUAUCAGAGAACUCCCUCGUGGCAAUGGAUUUCUCAGGGAGGAUAGGCAGAGUGAUUGACAACCCGGUCGAAGCUCAGAGUGCUGCCAUGGAGGAGGGGCACGCGUGGCGGAAGAGGACUCAACGAAUGAACAUACUGGGGUCCCACAGUCCAUUACACCACUCCUCACUAAGCUCAGUCAUCCACAUAGCUCAGCUCUGGUUCCAUGGCAGGAUAACCAGAGAAGAGUCCCAUCGCAUUAUCCACCAGCAGGGACAAGUAGAUGGGUUGUUUCUGCUGAGAGUCAGUCAGAGUAAUCCCAAGGCGUUUGUGCUCACAUUGUGCCAUCACCAGAAAAUCAAGCAUUUCCAGAUCCUACCGUGUGAAGAGGAUGGCCAAGGCUUCUUCAGCCUUGAUGACGGCGCCACCAAGUUCACCGACCUGAUUCAGCUGGUGGAGUUCUACCAGCUCAACAGAGGAGUGCUGCCUUGCAAACUCAAACACCCGUGCACCGUCGUGGCCUUAUGACACCUUCGGAUCACAUGACCCCGCCCCCCAACACUUGACCUGACUCUGCCUAAAAUGAAAAGAAUCUCCCCGUUGAUCGUUUCUUUUUGUUUUUAUCUUUGUAAGAAGCUGGUGAAUUGACUGACGUUGUUGUUGUUGUUACACUUGUUUUUAUAUUGUUGUGAGUUCGCUGGAGACUGCUGAUAUUUUUUUUUGGGGGGGGGGGGGGGGGGGGAUUUCGUUUCAUCUGCAUGGAGGUUCGAGGAGUCUGAUGCACAACUUGACUCCAGAGGCUCGCAGUUUUAAGAGAAGAUGAAAGAAAUGAACACUGCCAUUUGUGUCGAUGCUGUUGCAGAAUCUUCCACAUUAAUCCUACCAAUAGUCACCAGAAAAGCGUGGACCCUCGAGGUUUUACCACGCAGCUCAAAUUUGGGCACCGUUCCCCUUCAACUGGACAAUCAGCAGGAGAAUUGAAGCUUUCAUGCGGACCACUCUGCUCUUUAAGGACAAACGAGUCUCGCUCAUUUUUAUCACACGUCCUCAGAAUGAAUUAAGAGUUUGUCUCUUAGUUUUGUACUCGUUGAAGUGGGCAUGGCAUUGGAUAGCGCAUGAUCUCUCAAGUGGCACAUUACUUAACUGUGAGGUGGUGCCAUCGCCCUCUAGUGUCAUAAGAAUGCAUGGACAUUUUGAGGCACCAGGGUUUCUAUUUUUUAAUCCCAUUGAAUUUUGCAAAAAUUAAAAGUUAUUGAAACAAAGCUUUUGGUAUAAGUACAAAAUCUUUUCCCACACACUCAGCUUCAGUUAUUAUCAUUACUAAAGACAAAAUACACCUUUUUGCAUCCUGGAUUUUAACAGCUCUUGAUUUUCACAUAAGCUUUUUAUCUAUCCUACCUGCAAUUCAGUUUUCCAAGAUAUUCUUAAAGCAACUUCCACAAAAACAAAACAAGUAUAACUAGAAGAGUAAGUUUUGGUCAAAUUAAAUUUAGGCCCAGUUGAAAAUUUUUUUUUACUACUGCAGCUGUAUGCAGGACGGUAUCAGUUCUUCAUUUCUCUUUGCCACAGCACAGGGAAGGAAAACCACUAGCAUUUCCUCUAGAGGUUUUAUGCAGUAACUACCAACACAUCAAAGGAAAUGUGGUCCGUUUUUAAAAAAAUAAAAAAUUCCCCCCAGAGAUGCAGACGAUCCUGUGGGGAGCCUCCAUCCCACAGUGACACUCCUUUGCUCCAUAAAUGACCUCAUAGCUGCUGUAAAACAAACAUGUGGCAAUGAAAACAGUUUGGCGUGCUCUGACAUUAAUGGCAGACUCUGUGCAUUACUUCUCACAUAAUGUUGCCUUUUUUUUUUUUCUUUCUACCUGGAACUACUUGUACCAAAACACACAGUCACACAUACAUUUACAGCCCACCUUUUUACAAUCAGGAAAGACCUUUCACAAAAGUACACCAUCAGAACAUUCAACAGUGAUACCUGUAUCACCGCCUUCUCGUUUUUCCUAUCCCGGCCUUGUUACUCUUUCUUCAGCCUGCUCUUCGAUAAAGUGAACAUACUCAGUAAGCAGAGAGGGAAAACUGGAAAUAUUACUAAAUAUGUAAUGUGUGUUUGAGUGACAACAAUAGGAGCAUCAGACUGAGAACAGCAGGUGUACAGCUCAUACAGUUGGUCUGGAAGCAGUUGUGACUACCUUUUGUCCCAUACAACACAAUUUGAAUAAUAAAAAUAAAUACAUUUUUUGGCUGAAAACUUGUCCACGAUGGAGCUCCUAGAAUCACCUGUUUCAGUUUGGUGUCUCCAUAUAGAUCAGCUUUCUGUUUGGAUAGACGGGAACACGGUUUUACUCGUACACUCCCGCUAUAGAUGACACACAACGGGCAUCUCAAAGAUAUACUGGACAUAAAUGUUGGAGGCUCUCGCUUUCCUCCACUUAAGUAGGUUCAGAAUCAACAAUCUCUGCAGAGUGUUUAUAUUUUUUUUUCCUGCCAUUUUUACAUCAACAGCCAUCUAUUAUUUGCCAGCAGGUUGUCUUAAGGUAUUGUAGAAGUGAGAUGCAGAAUAGCAGCGCUAUGUUGACACUCUGUGUGUUCACCGUUAUUUAUGCAAGAUGCAAUGGCUUUUUUUUUUUGUUUUGUUUUUAUUGUUGCAGCAA